This is a messenger RNA of Effrenium voratum, 705 nucleotides long. NCBI's taxonomy places the organism in Eukaryota, Dinophyceae, Suessiales, Symbiodiniaceae. The record is from the annotation of a GenBank genome assembly.
AUGGGCUGCUCUAUCGCGCCGCAAUGCUGCGACGAGCGCUUUUCGUCGGAUGCCAUCAUCUUCGCCCAUGACGACCACACAUCGGUUAAAGAGGAGAUCAUGCUGGCCCGUGACUUGCACAAGGCGGCCGGAGGCACUCUUUGGCUAGAGUUUGUCUACGAGGAACAGCUGGAAGAGGUGCGAAAAGCCUUCGCCACGGCUGACACGGCUGACGACCAGGCCAAACUUGAGGAGUUGCUACAAUCCAUUAGUUCCAAUGGCUGGUCCAUGGAGUUCAACAAGUCACUGGUCCAUUUGCUCACCGUUGCCCAGAAGCAUCACAUUGCCUUCCACGCGUUGGACGAUCCCGAGUGGUCCCGAGACGCCUUCAUCGCUCACUAUGGCCCUGCGAGGGGCCCUCUGCGCUACCUGGCGAACCGCGCCUCUCAGCUGGACGACGGCGAGGGCGCCACCUCCAGGUGGUGCAGCAAGAUCUGCGCCCGGCGAGCAACGGAGCGAGAAGAGCAAGGCCCCGUGGUGGUCUUGGGGGGGGCGGAGCAUGGUCCACCCUUCCACAAGUUCAUGAAGGCCCGCAUCAACGUGGAGGUGACCUGUAUAUACGAAGACCUCCAUGAGAAGCACGCCACCCAACAGAUCUCAUCUCAGCUUGACACUCUGAAUUCAGAGGAAACUCGUCAUUCUUUGCAGACACUUCGAAGCCGCUGA